Molecule: messenger RNA, 2136 nt
Organism: Penicillium maclennaniae
Lineage: Eukaryota; Fungi; Ascomycota; Eurotiomycetes; Eurotiales; Aspergillaceae
Product: N-alpha-acetyltransferase 35, NatC auxiliary subunit
Exons: 8
Coding region: 1-2136 (711 amino acids)
Biological process (GO): N-terminal peptidyl-methionine acetylation
Cellular component (GO): NatC complex
Source: RefSeq, a predicted model, not a curated record
AUGCUGCCAAAUAACGAAGUUCGCGUUCCCCCUCCGCGGGCUGCGCAGUCGGUCCCGCGCGACAUUACCGCCGAGUUCACAGAGGCCGCUUCGAAACUACGCACUGGUCAGCUCGUUAAGGAUGAAUACUUCACGUUGUUCGAGAGCGUGGGCGCACUAGAGAUCAUGGACCCAAAAAUGGACAGUGGAUACAUUGCACCCGGCGAGAGCCAUGCGCAGGCGCUAGAGGACGAUUACGACGUGCGGCAAGACUUGACACCGGAGCAGGUUGUAGGCUUGAUGGAUCAGCUGCUGUGCCAUGAGAUGGCUUGGCAUAUGGGCCACCCUCUGUCACAAACGCUAUUUACAUCCAUCUACCUCGACAGAUUGCUGUGGCCAGUGCCGAGGACCAUAGAGGAUGCCCGAUUUGAUCGAGUACCAAGUGACUCGCCUCUUAUCAGCGUUGUACUCCGGGCAUACUGCCUUGGAUUGAUCAAGGCUUGUGACUUUGUUCAUGCUCGGAUUGUGACAGAGUACUUCUAUGAGGAGGAGGACUUUGUCAGUCAACUGUACAACCGUAAUCUGCUAUCUCUUUUCGAUUCGUCACACUUCUAUCGCCUGCUGGACCAGGCGGUGGCUUGGCUUGAUGAUGAAAAGGAAAUGAACAAAGAUAUCCGGGACGCAAUUCGAUGCAGAUUACUUUUCCGACGCGAGUUUCUAUGCGCGUUAGACGGUGAUCUCGAGGUCCUGGAUACCAGGUCAACCGACAAUUUCUCAUCAUGCUUGUCCCAUCUGGCAGCGUUGACCGAGUCCGUGUCUCUGGGCAAGGCAGUGCCCGAGGCGUUCAGUAUGAAGAUUCAACGAAAACUCGCCAGCACUGUGCCACCUCGCCCGAUUGUCAAUAUCAGCACCACUGUUGCGCUUACCCAUUUGCAGCGGCUCUGCCAAGAUGCCAUCGAUCUGCAGCAGAUGCUAGAUUACACAGGGCCGACCAACUUCAAGACUGCCGUGUGGACCCUAUUAGCCCGAAAGCCCCAGCCCUCGGUCUACAUCCGAUCACUGCUUCAGGCCCUGAUCGUUUGUGAAAUGACCAUUCUAGGAGCGGUCUCUGUCAAACAAUUUCUUUAUGACGACCUUGCAGAGCUCGUAUUACCCGCAAACUUGUUGCUUGAAGCGAACACCGACGAUGUGGAAUUGCCGACGGACCCUCGCUUCCAAAUUGCCCAACAGAUGAAUGCUUUCGUGAGGCGUUUCGCCCAGCCGUUUGUUGACACAGUCCGAUCUGCUUGUCUGAAUCGAUGCCGUGUUCGUCGAACGCUUUGCCACACCGUUGAAAAUUGGGACGGCUUGCAAAUGGAGGCCGAGGAUAUUGAUCUCCAAAUUCAGCCUCUGACCAGAGAGCCAGGCUUCUCCGGCAAAUCCUCCAAAUGGGAUUCGAGCUCUCAAUGUAUCCCCCGGGAAGAACUCCCCGGCAUGUACUGGUACCUGUCUCACAUCUGCUCCGCGCAUCUCGGUCACAUUGAUCGAAUCCGAACAUUCACCGUGGCUGCUCGAAAGCACGAUCUUGUGAUGACCAACAAUCGCGGGAGCAAUGCCGCCGAGAAAUCCGCCGCUUUCCAUAAAUCAUUUCAAAUCCUGGAGCGUUUGACCACUCAACUUAUUGCGGUCGAUGCAUUUGCGAUCGCACUCCACUCCCUGUAUGCUCUACUGGCCCGGCACAAGAUCCUGCCGUCUACCUCGAGUCCGGAGGCAUACUCCAGCGAUAAACUUCGCUAUGAGCUCCGAAUGAAACCCUUCAUCCCGAUCUCAUUACCGGAGCUGGUUCCCUUUGAGGAGUAUCAGCGUGAAGCUACCUUAGAAGGCGACACCGAUGCGACCGUCCUCGAUCGGGCCUCAAAAGCAAUUACUGAGGCACGUAAAGCGUGGGAAGCGACGCUUGCCCACGGUGCUUUCAUUGAGGAUCCCACGGCACCUACCUCAAGACCCCCAACUGCCAUUGAGGAGGACUGGAAGCGUGAUAUUAAGGAUACUAUGCGUGCUUGCAUCGGGGCGAGCAUUGCUAUUGAAACGGUGAAAAAAACCAUCACGGGCGACUCUUCGAACGGAGAAGCUGCAGGUGACGAUCCCAGAGAUCGGCUCCAAGACUCAUUGGCAUGA